Molecule: messenger RNA, 1305 nt
Organism: Rotaria sordida
Lineage: Eukaryota; Metazoa; Rotifera; Eurotatoria; Philodinida; Philodinidae
Source: the annotation of a GenBank genome assembly
AUGCAUACUGUCUUUCGUGUCGGUGAAAUGAAGCAGACAGUCAACAACAGUCGCCUCUGGGAAGUUCAAUUAACUCUCACAGAUGAAAAUGAUCCACAACUGGCUGUCCUCACCAAAAGCAUGCGAGAGGAGACUCAAGGAUCAACGGGAUGGCAUCGAAUGGGUAAACUGAUGCUGAGAGUUGGUCAUUUCAAUCAAGCUGAAGAACUCUAUAAUGAAUUACUCAAGAACGCUUCCAAUGACAGUGAUAGAGCACAUAUCUAUCAUAUGAUAGGAAAUACGAAAGAGUAUCAAGGACAAUGCAAAGAAGCAGUUUCAUAUUUUGAGAAAUGCCUCGAAAUUAAGCGAAAAACUGUUCCGGAAGAUCAUUCUUCAUUGGCUGAUAUCUACAACAACAUCGGUGGAGUGUAUGAAAACAUGGGUGACCACUCAAAAGCACUUGAAUUUUACGAAAAAUCACAUAUAAUCCUCGAAAAAGCUAUGCCUCCGAAUCAUUCCUCAUUAGCUACUUCAUACAACAACAUCGGUUUGGUGUAUGACAACAUGGGUGACUACUCGAAAGCGCUUGAAUUUCACGACAAAGCACUUAAAAUAGACGAAAAAACUCUGCCUCCGAAUCAUCCCAAUUUGGCUGCUUCAUAUAACAACAUCGGCGAAGUGUAUAAAAACAUGGGUGACUACUCGAAAGCACUCGAAUUUUGCGACAAAGCACUUAAAAUAGACGAAAAAACUCUGCCUCCGAAUCAUCCCUCAUUGGCUACUUCAUACAACAACAUCGGUGGAGUGUAUGCCAACAUGGGUGACUACUCGAAAGCACUUGAAUUUUACGAAAAAUCACAUAUAAUCCUCGAAAAAGCUCUGCCUCCGAAUCAUCCCUAUUUGGCUGCUUCAUACAACAACAUCGGUGGAGUGUAUAAAAACACGGGCGACUACUCGAAAGCACUUGAAUUUUACGACAAAACACUUAAAAUAGAAGAAAAAACUCUGCCUCCGAAUCAUCCCUCAUCGGCUACUCCAUACAACAACAUCGGUUCUGUGUAUGACAGCAUGGGUGACUACUCGAAAGCGCUUGAAUUUUACGAUAAAGCACUUAAAAUCUGCGAAAAAGCUCUGCCUCCGAAUCAUCCUAAUUUGGCUGCUUCAUACAGCAACAUCGGCAUGGCGUAUUCCGGUACGGGUGAUUAUUCGAAAGCACUUUCAUUUUUAGAAAAGACACUUGCUAUUCGACAAAAAUCACUCCCACCAACACAUCCUCAUAUUAAAACAGUGAUAGAUAAUAUUGACUAUGUGAAAAAGAAAAUGUGA